AGCCGGUCCAGGCAGCGGCCCUCUCCCUUCUCUCUCUCUCUCUCUCUUCGGCCCUCCUCCGCUUCCGGGGGCGCCGCUAAUCCGGACAUUACGGGGAAGAUGGCCGGCGCUGGGCUCCUUCUUCUUCCGGCGGCGCAGCGACGAUAAGCGCGACUCGGGCCCGCCCUCCUCCUUCUCCUCCUCUGGAUCUUCGUGCUGGGCGUUUGCGAUGGCGGCGGAGAUCCACUCUCGUCCGCAGAGCAGCCGCCCGGUGCUGCUGAGCAAGAUCGAGGGGCACCAGGACGCCGUCAGCGCCGCCCUCCUCAUCCCCAAAGAGGACGGCGUCAUCACCGCCAGCGAGGACAGGACGAUUAGAGUAUGGCUGAAAAGAGACAGUGGCCAGUAUUGGCCCAGCAUUUACCACACAAUGUCAUCUCCUUGUUCAACUAUGGCUUAUCACCAUGACAGCAGGCGAAUAUUUGUUGGCCAGGAUAAUGGAGCCAUUAUGGAGUUCCAUAUCUCAGAAGACUUUAAUAAGAUGAAUUUUGUCAGGACUUAUCCAGCUCACCAGAACAGAGUGUCUGCAGUGAUCUUUUGCUUGGAAGCUGAAUGGGUUAUCAGCACUGGCCAUGAUAAAUGUGUCAGCUGGAUGUGUACCAGAAGUGGAAACAUGCUGGGAAGACACUAUUUCACCUCCUGGGCUUCUUGCUUACAAUAUGACUUUGAAACCCAGCAUGCCUUUGUUGGUGACUACUCUGGACAGAUCACUUUGCUGAAGCUUGAACAGAACACAUGCUCGGUAAUCACAACUCUCAAGGGUCAUGAAGGAAGUAUUGCUUCCCUCUGGUGGGAUCCUGUUCAGCGGUUACUCUUCUCAGGAGCCUCAGAUAACAGUAUAAUCAUGUGGGAUAUUGGUGGAAGGAGAGGCCGAACACUCCUCCUGCAAGGCCAUCAUGAUAAGGUGCAGGCCCUUUGUUACCUCCAGCUCACACGGCAACUGGUUUCAUGUUCCGCUGAUGGAGGAAUCACAGUCUGGAAUAUGGAUGUUAACAGGGAAGAGGCCCCUCAGUGGUUGGACAGUGAUUCCUGUCAAAAAUGUGAGCAGCCUUUCUUCUGGAAUAUAAAGCAAAUGUGGGACACAAAGACACUGGGGCUGAGACAGCAUCACUGUAGGAAAUGUGGCCAGGCAGUGUGUGGCAAGUGCAGCACUAAACGGUCCAGCUAUCCCAUCAUGGGCUUUGAAUUUCAAGUCCGAGUCUGUGACUCCUGUUUUGAUUCAAUCAAAGAGGAGGAUCGUACUUCUUUGGCAACUUUUCAUGAAGGAAAACAUAACAUUUCCCAUAUGUCCAUGGACAUCUCGCGAGGACUUAUGGUGACAUGUGGAAGUGAUCGAGUAGUAAAGAUAUGGGACAUGACACCAGUAGUAGGUUGUGGCCUUGCAACUGGAUAUGCAUCACGCUGAUUUGGGUCUGCCAGGAUGACAUACUUUAAGCAUCAAAUGGAUACACACUACCUUUUGGGACCCAAAUAAUGCUGUCUAGUUGACUCUGUGAAUGCUCUUUUCCAAGAUGAACAGCCACUUUUUUGGUGGAGCAAAAUUCAUCUUUACAAUUUACCAAGAAUGGCAGAGGAUGAUCAAGUACAUGUUCAUUGCCUGUGGAACAAACACAGAAAAAGCAUUUAUAGAAAACAAAACAUUUGGCCAAAAAAUGACUAUUCAUAACUUGAUUUACACAUAGUAUUCAAUGUGCUUUUCUCUGCUGAAAUAAUAGUGUACAGUGCCGAAAGGUUAAAUUGAGUGCAGUGAUGGCAAAACAUGUACAAAUAGUAGUAACUUUUUCUCAGUCCUUGUAAACCAUCCCUGUAGACUAGUUUUGUCUUAGGAACAGUCGUGAAGGUUGGCUCAUGGACAUUGAGUAAAACUGCCAGCAGGAUGAAAGAGAAAUACUUUUUCUUUUCCAGCACCGUUGCAAUAAGGGUGAGAAUGUUGGUUAGAAUGUUCAGAAGUAUUUUCUACUAAUUCUGUUUGUUAUUGACCCCUACAGAGUUGCUCGUAACUGUGUGAAAAUUAUCUCCAAAUUGUCACAAGUAGCUUUUUAUACCUAACAAAAUACCAAAUUCACAACACCAUUUUUAGUGUUGUGAAAUAAACACAAUGUAUCAUGUGCCGUGUAUUGACAGAUAUAUUCCAAUGGAGGCUAAAUGAAACUGAAAUCUGCCAUCUGUUGAUUAAAUAAGUUGCUAUGGUCUUCCCUUGCCCCUGAAAUUCAGACUUUGUGUUUUUCCACAUCCAAGGAGGAUGUUAAUGAAGUGGUAAGUCUCAUCUUGAUGUUAUUUAAAGUAAGUGGUGAAUGUCAUUUUUAAAAUCAUUUAAUAAUAAUAUUGUACAGGGGCCUUUGGUAUAUGUUCUUCAGUUAAAGUGACAAAGCUGUGGGGUUAAAAGUCUAUCCCUUUUGAAAAUGAAGCUCAUUUGCUGUAUUACACUACAAAAUUACGAGAAGGGAAUAAUCUUUGAAAAUCCAAGCUUUUCUUGCCUGAGAGUGAGUUAAGAUCUGGUUUGUGUAGAUUGUAAGGUUCUCUCUAGAUAACAAUAUCUCUCGUCCCAUUGUGUAGUGUUCAUCUCUAAGAGGUCCUAACUGAAAAUAUUGUGUUAAAUGGAAAAAAGAAAACGUCUUAAGUAUUUCGCACAAAGCCACUAUUGAUUGUACACCAUUUUAAACUGCAAAUCCCUUGAAUACAGUGAAUAUUUGUAUCAAGUGUUUCAUCUUUUCUGUUCUUUAAGUUAAGGGGUUAUAUAUGAGGGAAGAAAAAUAUAGUAAUCAAAAAUGUUACUUAAAGGGGAAGCUGUUCUUUCCCCCUAAAAACUGUCAUAAAAUAGGGAUAAAUCAAGGUUGCGUGUUACACUUCUGAAAUUUUGGUUUCCUAACAAUAACAUGAAACCUCAGAAAAGACAUUUAUUCCUGAGCCUCUGAAUUAAUGACACUCCAUUUUGAAGGCAGACGAAGAAUAAAUAGGAAGUUGGAAUCAAGCAUUUGAGCUAGUUCAUUUGUGUGGGUAGUUUAAAAAAUAGUAAUUCAUAUAAGAACAUUUUCUUCAGAGUGAAUACGUUGAUAAGUCCAAGAUACAUGGUCUCAUCAAACUGAUAAACUCAUACUACUCAAAUGCCUUAUUGGUCUGUGGGAGAAACUGAAUUUAACUUGUAUGGAUUAAACCAGAAUGAAACUUUUCACCUCAGUGCCAGAAAUACUACUUUUUCUGGACAUGUGCAUCUGUGUUUAAAAAAAAGUUACUUUACUUGAAAACAUAUCUUCCCUCCUCCCCCUUUAAAUGCCUGUUAUCGUCUGCACAUGUCCCUUUUUUCAGUACUGGAAAUGGGAUAACUUGCUGGCCAUAGACAAGCACCCAACAUCGGUACAUAUACAUACAGAGUAGAUUCACUUUUAAUUAGCAGUAUAAACCACAGAAUAAUUGCUUUCACCUUUGGACAGUUACACUCCUAAUCUUCCAUAAAUAUUUUGCCAGAGGUUGUUGAAUUUGCUCCAUGACGGAGGGAAUAUAUAGAUUUGGGGGGGGGGGGGGGGGGAAUUAACUUUGCUAAAGCCAACAUAUUGGUGAAAUCUUGUUGGUGAAACAGCAGUCUAUAUUUCCAUUCACUCAAAUUCUCCAAAUGUCAUAGAUCUUUGCUUAAGUUAUAUUGCUUGCUUUUGUAUAGAAAAAUGAUCAGGGGGGAGGGGGGAAAGGACAAGAACCAUGCUGUGCACUGUAACACUGUCAUUGUAACUUUAAUGUGCAGUUAUUUAGACUUGACAUAUUUACCCCCUUUCCCCCCACAACCCUAUGUUUCCUCUACAAAGCCUUUCUUCAUGGGGGGCGGGAGCAACAAGUACUAAUGCAUUUUUCUCUUAUUAUUAUGUUUUUGUGAAAGACUGUAUCAUUCAUUAUCAGAUGCUGUUGUUGCUGUUCAUUGUUCCCCUCUUGUGUUGUUUUUUUUUUUUUUUUUGGAGGGAGGGAGAACUUUGAUUAUUGUACAAUAAAAAAUAUUUCCUGAUAGUA
This is a messenger RNA of Sceloporus undulatus (fence lizard), 4032 nucleotides long. It is a transcript of the gene WDFY1, whose product is annotated as WD repeat and FYVE domain containing 1. Bases 209 to 1441 code for a protein of 410 amino acids. The record is from RefSeq and is a predicted model, not a curated record. Gene Ontology annotation, molecular function: metal ion binding; protein binding. NCBI's taxonomy places the organism in Eukaryota, Metazoa, Chordata, Lepidosauria, Squamata, Phrynosomatidae. The transcript is spliced from 12 exons.